GAGGAUUUGCUGCUAAUGUUGACAACACUUCGCAUGUAGAAAUAAUUCUGGCAGAGCAACGGGGCUCAGCAGUGAAUGUGCUGCAGGAGGUUGCGAGAGGCCACAACAGACAAGGAUGGUGAACACAUCCCGUGCAUCAAAACAUGGGUAGCUGACCUGUUCUUUGGCAUUUUGAUAGUCCUCAGUUCCAUCUUGCUGGGCGUUGACAUUGAACUAAGCCUGCAACAGAUUGACGAAUGGAGGGAUGCAAUUUUCUGGAUUCAGCUUGCCUUCUUGGCAAUGUUUGUUGUGGAGCUGAUCAUGCGUGUGUAUGUUGAUGGAUGCGCGUACUUUCUGUGGUUCUCGAACCUUUUGGACACUUUCAUCAUCGGUUGCUCAGUUGCGGAGUAUGUGGUGGUUGCUGCUGUUGGGGACGCUGUGGAGAUCAGCGCUUUAUCUCUAAUGAGGAUCUUUCGACUUCUUCGAAUUCUGAGGGUCAUAAGGCUCAUUCGAGUCUGUCCCAAGCUUUACAGGAUUUGCACAAGCUUGGUGGCGGCAGUCCGAGCAGUUUCCUGGGUGUUUUUGCUGCUUUUUGUCUUCAUGUACAUCUCAGCUCUAAGCUGCACAGUUUUGCUUUCAAAUUCGCAAGACUCUUUGAUACGUGAUAACUUUGGGGCUGUUUUCCCCAGCUUGUACAUUCACUUUGUCAUUUUGACAGUGGAGGGCUUUCCAGAACUUGUUGCAGCUAUUGCAGAGGAACACGGCUGGCUUUGGUACAUCUAUUUUUGCUGUUAUAUCCUCUUCACGAAUGUCAUGGUGAUGAACACAGUCACAGGCGUCAUCUGCCAAACUGUUGUGUCCCAGGGUAGCCAGGAUCCAGGAGCCAAGGCUCAGUGCUUCAAAGAGUUCGACAAACUAAAGGAGGUAGUUCUGGAUUGCAUGCUGCUGGAAGGACUGCGUUAUGAUGUCAAUGACGAAAUGAGCUUUGAGGUGUUCCAGCAGGUUAUGCGCAAUCCAGGGGUCCGAGCGUCUUUCGAUGCUGUCGAACUUUGUUUGGACCUUGAGGAAGAGCAGCUUUUCAACAUCUUGGAUGAAAACGGAGAUGGCAAAAUCAGCUUUGACGAGUUCUUCAUAAGCCUGUGGCGACUAAGAGGAAGCAAAGAAAGGCUUCACUCACUCUUGGUGCAGUCAGACAUUGUGCAAACGCACAAGCGCAUGGGAGAUCGAGUGGCACAAAUGUCCCAGGAUUUGCAAGACUGUAGCUCUCAUCAAUGUGAGCAGCUGCAGGAGGCCUUCUUGCGACGGUGUCGUGAUAUGGGCCAACGCCUAGAGGAGCACCUGCAAAGUCAAAGGAAACUUCGAAAGGAUGAACCUUGUGAGUUGGCCAAGAAGCAGCUGUCCGAGCUCCUCCAAACCACCAAGACAGCGACGACAACUGCACGCACGACGCUACUCAGAUUGGAGGAGGAGAUCUCAGCCAAGAGAUUGAAUAUAGCAGAGCUCAAGGUGCGGCUGCAUGAAAAGAUGAGAAAGCAGGAAUUAGACGACGAAGCUGCUACUGCAACGCCUACCAGCUCUCCUUCUAAGGGUUUUGAUGCAGUUUUUGAAGAGGCGCCCGAGUUUGAAGUGGCAUCAACUGGGAGCUAUCCCCAAAGGAUGUCAUCUGAAGCUCUGCAGUCACCAGGAGGCCAGUCUGAAAGCCCUUCUCCCAUGCGGCGCGAGCGUGAGCGCAUGGAAUCAAGACGGCGUCUUGAACAGAUGCAUCAGAGCCUGCGCACGCCAAAGCAGUCUGCAAAGCCAACAAACGAUAAACUGUUGUGGACGUUUCAAGGACAUGCUCAUGCAACGCGUAGCCUUGCAAAGGUGGAAACCUUUCUGCCACGUGCAGUACAUAUACUGUGUGCCGUUGGGAUGAACUCUUGUAGCCUGCCUCCCUGGACGCAAAAAUUGUCGCAAGUGUGCGCCAGGCAGCCACCUACGCUUCCAGCGAGUCUGAAUCAGACACCGGAAAAUCGGAACCUGGUGGCCGUGACCAACGUAAAUAGUUCUUUGAAGGUCGGUGGCCGGUGAUGUGCGGAGCAGGACUACCCUCUGGGGCAACUUGUCCCAGAGAUAGAUGGUCUUCUAAAUAGAAGCAGCCCUGCGCAUGCUGUUUGAGAAGUGGCAGCUGCACUGCCUUCAGUAGUUCUUGGC
Molecule: messenger RNA, 2172 nt
Organism: Durusdinium trenchii
Lineage: Eukaryota; Dinophyceae; Suessiales; Symbiodiniaceae
Source: the annotation of a GenBank genome assembly